Paralichthys olivaceus (Japanese flounder) is the source of this 3332-nucleotide messenger RNA. The record is from RefSeq and is a predicted model, not a curated record. Lineage: Eukaryota; Metazoa; Chordata; Actinopteri; Pleuronectiformes; Paralichthyidae.
GGGGGGUCUCAGCUGUGGCAUGGGGCCCCUGAGCGCUGUCCUUCACAUUACGACCUGCCGACGUCUGGACGUCCAGCAUGGGGAGAGGGUGUGGUGCCGAGAAUGGAGGGAAGAGGAAGAAGAAGGACAGGGAUUUGGAUGAGCUGAAGAAGGAAGUGGCCUUUGAUGACCACCGAAUCCCUCUGGACGAUCUGGGGAAACGCUAUGGAGUGGAGCUCACACGGGGCUUGACCAACGCCAGAGCUGUGGAGAUUCUGGCCAGGGACGGUCCGAACUCCCUGACUCCUCCACCCACCACCCCGGAGUGGGUCAAGUUCUGCCGUCAGCUGUUCGGCGGCUUCUCCGUCCUGCUCUGGAUCGGUGCUACCCUCUGCUUCCUGGCGUACUGCAUCCAGGUGGCCACGGAGGACGAGCCGCCCAAUGACAACCUGUAUCUGGGCGUGGUGCUGGCGGCCGUGGUGAUCAUCACCGGCUGCUUCUCCUACUUCCAAGAGGCCAAGAGCUCCCGCAUCAUGGACUCCUUCAAGAAAAUGGUGCCUCAGCAAGCGCUGGUGAUCCGGGAGGGGGAGAAGAUGCAGAUCAAUGCUGAGCUUGUGGUGCAGGGAGAUCUGGUGGAGAUCAAAGGGGGAGACCGCAUCCCAGCUGACCUUCGAGUGAUCUCCUCCAGCGGAUGCAAGGUGGACAACUCCUCUCUGACGGGAGAGUCGGAGCCCCAGACUCGCUCCCCAGAGUUGACCAACGACAAUCCUCUGGAGACCCGCAACAUCUGUUUCUACUCCACCAACUGUGUCGAGGGUACAGCCCACGGCAUCGUGAUAGCCACCGGUGACCGGACGGUGAUGGGGCGCAUCGCCACUCUGGCGUCCGAGCUGGAGGUCCGCCAGACGCCCAUCAAUAUCGAGAUCGAACACUUCAUCCACAUCAUCACGGGCGUGGCCGUCUUCCUGGGAGUGAGCUUCUUCAUCCUGUCCCUCAUCCUGGGCUACACUUGGCUUGAGGCCGUCAUCUUCCUCAUCGGCAUCAUCGUGGCCAACGUGCCUGAAGGCCUGCUGGCCACCGUCACUGUGUGUCUGACUCUCACUGCCAAGCGAAUGGCCAAGAAGAAUUGUCUGGUGAAGAACCUGGAGGCCGUGGAGACGCUCGGCUCCACCUCCACCAUCUGCUCCGACAAGACGGGCACGCUGACCCAGAACCGCAUGACCGUGUCCCACAUGUGGUUUGACAACCAGAUCCACGAGGCCGACACCACCGAGGACCAGACAGGUUUGGGUUUUGACAAGAGCUCUGCUACUUGGACUGCUCUGUCUCGUGUGGCCGGCCUGUGCAACAGAGCGGAUUUCAAAGCUGCGCAGGAGCACCUUCCUCUCCAGAUGGUAUUGACUUCCACCCCACGCCUCUCGGUCCAUGAAGUGGAGGACAAUCCCUCCGGUCAUAUUCUGGUCAUGAAGGGAGCGCCGGAGAGAAUCUUGGACAGGUGCAGCAGCAUUAUGGUGCAGGGCCAGGAGCAGACGCUCGAUGAGAACUGGAGGGAAGCUUUCCAGAACGCCUACAUGGAGCUGGGAGGCCUCGGAGAGAGAGUGCUCGGCUUCUGCCACUUGAAUCUGUCUUCGGCUCAGUUCCCUCGAGGCUUCACCUUCGACUGCGAUGACACGAACUUUCCCACCGAGCAGCUCUGCUUCCUGGGUCUCAUCUCCAUGAUUGAUCCGCCGCGUGCCGCUGUGCCUGACGCAGUGGGUAAAUGCCGCUCUGCUGGUAUCAAGGUGAUCAUGGUAACCGGGGACCACCCAAUCACAGCCAAGGCCAUCGCCAAAGGUGUGGGCAUCAUCUCUGAGGGCAACGAGACAGUUGAAGACAUCGCAAAUAGACUGAACAUCCCUCUGAGUCAAGUUGACCCCAGGGAUGCCAAGGCCUGCGUGGUGCACGGCUCGGACCUGAAGGACAUGAGCUCUGAGUACCUGGAUGACCUGCUGAGGAACCACACUGAGAUAGUGUUCGCUCGCACCUCCCCUCAGCAGAAGCUCAUCAUCGUCGAGGGCUGCCAGAGACAGGGGGCGAUCGUGGCUGUGACAGGAGACGGUGUGAACGACUCCCCAGCCUUGAAGAAAGCCGACAUCGGCGUUGCCAUGGGAAUCGCCGGCUCUGAUGUAUCCAAGCAGGCGGCUGACAUGAUCCUGCUGGACGACAACUUCGCUUCCAUUGUGACGGGAGUGGAGGAGGGUCGUCUCAUCUUUGAUAAUUUGAAGAAGUCCAUUGCCUACACGCUGACCAGUAACAUCCCAGAGAUCUCCCCCUUCCUCCUCUUCAUCAUCGCCAGUGUUCCUCUUCCUCUGGGAACAGUGACCAUCCUCUGCAUCGACCUCGGCACCGACAUGGUCCCAGCCAUCUCAUUGGCUUACGAGACAGCCGAGAGCGACAUCAUGAAACGCCAGCCGAGGAAUCCCGCAACGGACAAGCUGGUCAAUGAGCGUCUCAUCAGCAUGGCCUACGGACAAAUAGGCAUGAUCCAGGCUCUGGGAGGAUUUUUCACCUACUUUGUGAUUUUGGCUGAGAACGGCUUCCUCCCCAUAACCUUAGUGGGCAUUCGCAUUGACUGGGACGCCCGCGAGGUCAAUGACGUGGAGGAUACUUACGGCCAGCAGUGGACUUAUGAGCAGAGGAAGAUCAUUGAAUUCACCUGCCACACCAGCUUCUUCGUCAGCAUCGUGGUCGUCCAGUGGGCUGAUCUGAUCAUCUGCAAGACCAGGAGGAACUCCCUCUUCCAGCAGGGCAUGAAGAACAGGAUCCUGAUCUUCGGCCUGUUUGUUGAGACGGCUCUUGCUGCCUUCCUGUCCUACUGCCCGGGAAUGGACGUCGCCUUACGCAUGUACCCCCUGAAGGCGAUGUGGUGGUUCUGUGCCUUCCCAUACAGUCUCCUCAUCUUCAUUUAUGAUGAGGUCCGUAAAUUAAUUCUGAGGAUAUCCCCUGGAGGUUGGGUGGAGCAGGAGACAUAUUAUUAACAUUCAUACAAUGUCCAUGUGAAUUGUGUGUCUGUGAGAGUGUGUGGGUGUGCAUGCAUAUGUAUGUUUGGCAGGGUAGAGCUGUGUGUGUGUGUGUGUGUGUGUGAGUUGUAAUAUCACAUGGUUCACAAAUCUGGUUAUUAUAAAAAAUAAAAAAAAAACUGCUGAAAAUAAGCUUUGCUUUGAGUUUUGGUUUUCUCAGAAAACAUUUCCAGCAGAACAACUUUGUGCCUUAUACGCUUUUACCAAAUUGAUGUAUCAUGGCCUGUUUGGCUGUAGGAGUAAAUAAUGUCAUUUAUUGUAUGAAAUUUACCAAAUAAAAUAUAUUCCAAAAUA